Selaginella moellendorffii is the source of this 2122-nucleotide messenger RNA. Its product is annotated as cysteine-rich receptor-like protein kinase 2. Gene Ontology annotation, biological process: protein phosphorylation. The coding region runs from base 21 to 1952 and encodes 643 amino acids. The transcript has 7 exons. Lineage: Eukaryota; Viridiplantae; Streptophyta; Lycopodiopsida; Selaginellales; Selaginellaceae. Gene Ontology annotation, molecular function: ATP binding; protein kinase activity. The record is from RefSeq and is a predicted model, not a curated record.
AGCGGAGCUCGAGCAAUGCAAUGGCUAGGCUCUUGGUUAUUGUGAAGCUGUGCAUCCUCCUCUUUAUUCCAACGUACAGAAUUGCUAGCGGCCAGCUGCUGACAUCAAAGAAUUCCACACGAUGCUCAGAUCUCUACACGUUUACUAGCCAGCAGUAUCGCAGGAAUAUCAUCCAGGCUUUUGGUUCUCUGGCAAACACCACGGAUUACAAGACGGUGAUCAUAAACAGCAACAAGAAUGGCUCUACAGUUGACACAGUGUUUGGCCUCCUACAAUGCCGUGGAGACAUUUCCUCCAGCGACUGCAAUGCCUGCGCUUCGACUGCCAUCAACUCUCUCAAUGGAUCCUGCGUCAGAAAUUCUACAAAGGGGGGACGGGUGCAGGAAGAGACGUGUUUUCUACGCUACGAAGAUCACUACUUCUUUUCGAAUUACUCUGGAAUCGACUCGGCUCUGGUGAACUGCUCGUCCGGCAUCAGUAACUCCAGCCAGUACCGUUCGAACACAGACACCGGUUUUGCGUUUCUGAGAGACCGUAUUCCAGGUAGUGCUGGUGGCUUCAUGAUAGCUGUUGCUGGAACUUCUCCCGACAACAGCGCGUACGUUCUGGGACAAUGUGUUCGUGAUCUGAGCACUUCUGACUGCGCGACCUGCUUGGAGAAAGCCAGAAGCUCAUUGUCCAAUACUUGCAAUGGCAGAGAUGGAGGAGCUUGCUACCUGGCUGAAUGCAAUAUGCAGUACGAGAGUUUCAAGUUUUUUGGUGGAGUUCCCGUCAACGCAAGCAGCAGUACCGCGGUUUCCACUUCUGGCGGAGGUAGCAACAAAGCAAGAAAUGUAGGCAUAAUCGUGGGAGUAAUCGCCGCAGUGCUGCUAGUUGCUGGUAUAGCUCUUGGUAUGAAUUGGAGGUGGCGAAAAAAUGGUAAAUUUGCCAAUGACUUACAAAGUACCUUGCAUCGCGGGCCAGUUACGUUCCCAUAUCGGAUGCUGAAAUCGUCCACUGCAAACUUCGACGAAAGCCACAAGCUCGGUGAAGGUGGCUUUGGUGCUGUUUACAAGGGAUAUCUUCCAGAUGGAUCCGAAGUGGCGAUCAAAAAGCUCACCGUCACCUCCAAGCACGGUGAGCUUCAGUUUCUGAACGAAGUCAAGGCAAUCAGCAACGUGCAGCAUCGGAACUUGGUAAGGCUGCUUGGAUGUUCUACGGAAGGCACAGAAAGGCUUCUCGUCUAUGAGCUCCUCAAGAACAACAGUUUGGAAAACGCUUUGUUCGGCCCUGUAGAGAAGCCCCUGUCCUGGGAAACUCGCCAUAACAUUCUCUUGGGAACUGCUCGUGGUUUAGCAUAUCUCCACGAAGACUCACAAAUACGAAUAGUACACAGGGACAUCAAACCGAGCAACAUUCUCCUGGAUGAGUUCUACGAGGCCAAGAUAGCCGACUUUGGAUUGGCAAGGCUGUUCGAAUCGUCCCAUCAGCUGGAGGUUCUAACCACCAAAGCUGCAGGAACAUAUGGCUACAUGGCGCCAGAGUACGCACUCAAUGGUCAGCUGAGCGACAAGAUCGAUGUUUACAGCUAUGGAAUCGUCAUUCUGGAAACCGUGAGUGGCAAAAGAAACCGAGACAGAUCACUGGUGGACGAGGCAUGGCAGCUUCACGCUGACACAGGAGGACUAUUUGGCGGCUUUGUGGACCCGAAACUGGAGAACGAAGUUUCCAACAGCCAGGCGCUGCAGCUGGUGACACUGGCGCUCAUGUGUACUCAAGACUUGCCUCAGGCGCGGCCGUCUAUGCCUCACGUCGUCGCGGUGCUGGCGGGGUACUCAAACGCUCACGUUCCAGAGAACUUGAGCCGAUCAUCUUCACUCUCCUACACAGCCAUGCGAUCCAAUGACUCCACCAGGAUCUCCUCGGGAGCUUCCAAUGAAUCCCCCCAGAUUUCCACCUUGGGGCCACGAUAGUUCCAUUUUGAUUUUGGAGCUUGUGGCGAGUGUUGAUAUGUUCUACGACGACACGAAAGGUUUAGAGAGACCUUUAUUUAGAAACGCAAGAGUACCUUAUUUGCUGGUUCGAUAGUCUAGACUUUAACGUGAAUAAAAGAUAUUUGUGGCUGUAAAAGAUGGUCACAGCU